Dromiciops gliroides (monito del monte) is the source of this 1882-nucleotide messenger RNA. RefSeq names its product ecto-ADP-ribosyltransferase 5-like. The coding region runs from base 157 to 1059 and encodes 300 amino acids. The record is from RefSeq and is a predicted model, not a curated record. NCBI's taxonomy places the organism in Eukaryota, Metazoa, Chordata, Mammalia, Microbiotheria, Microbiotheriidae. Gene Ontology annotation, molecular function: NAD+-protein-arginine ADP-ribosyltransferase activity; NAD+ poly-ADP-ribosyltransferase activity. The transcript has 5 exons.
AAAAACAUGUUUUACUAACAAAGUCCAAACCUCAAUGCCUUCUCACUGAAGCUGGAACCAAGCAGGACAGUUGACUCUACACUGGCGCAUCUCACAAAACAGUUGCAGAGAUAAGAACAGGAGCAAGGAAGAAACCCUGGGCAAAGAGAUCUUGAAAUGGACCUUAAAUGGAAAAUCAUCAUCUUCAUCAUAGUCAUGAUCAUUGGACUGGUUACAUAUGAACUAAAACUUGGAUUUAAGAGAAAUUACAUGAGCCUUGAACCCAAUGCUUUUGAUGACCAAUAUUUGGGAUGUGAGAGGGACAUGAUGAAGAAUGCAAAAGAGCUCUUGGCUAAAGAAAGGAAAGUAGACCCCCAGCUAAAUGAUGUGUGGGAGGAAGCAGAGAAGAGAUGGAAGAGCUUGCAUCCGGAUAUCAAUGAGAAACGCAUUGAAAAACAUUUUGAAAUAGCUGUCAUUGCCUACACUGACUACAAGAUUCCAUUUUACAGGAAAUUUAAUGAUAUGGUCAGAACCUGUUGUACCUCCAGAGAUGACUACAUGAAAAAUUUCCAUUUCAAAGCUUUCCAUUUUUAUUUGACAAGAGCCAUCCAACUUCUUGGAGGAGAAUGUGUUCCUGUGUACAGGGGCAUAAGUCUGAAAUUCUAUCCUGAUAAGACUAGAGAAAUGCGCUUUGGUCAAUUUGCCUCAUCAUCUAAGGACAUAACUGUGGCCAGAAACUAUGCAAAGGGCUCAGGGACUCUCUAUACCUUCACCACUUGCCUUGGGGCUUCUAUCCAACAUUUGUCAUACAAUGAAUCAGAAAAGGAAGUGUUGAUUCCACCAUAUCAAGUCUUCGGUGUCUCCACCUUUGAAUCCACUUACUUCGGCCUCAACACCGUCAGCCUAGAGAAUAAAACUACCUGUAGUAACUUUAAUUGUACAUACAUCGGAGGAGAGAAGAAAACCACUUGUCUUUCCAACUCUGUUCCUGGUAAUAUCCUAGCAUGGCCUGGACUUCUGACUCAGCUGCCAUUGUUUGGCCUUCUCUCCCUGCUUCUCCAAGGAAGGAUCUACCUCUAGACAGAGUCUGGCUGGACCUGGGGUUGACAUACAAUUUGCUAAAUACUGUGGGCUGUACCACUAUUAUGAGGCAGGUUGGGAAGGGACAUUGGUCUAGAUUUAGUUCCAGGACAUAACCUUCUUUAUGUCCUGGACUGGUUUGUCAGCCUGGUAAGAUCUACAAAUCUCUUCUCAGAAUAAUAUCUUUAAAUGCAUAAAAUAAAAUACAUAGCAAUGCAAAGGAAACCAAUUAUUUUUUUUAAUUUAAAAAAAAAAAACAAAUUCACAGACCUCAGGUCAAGAAUUCCUGAUUUUAAGCACACCAUGCACCCCACCACCCCAUUACAAUCCAAAGAUGCUUUUAACGUGGCAAUGUGAAAUUUUGAAAUCAAAAGAAUAAACAAUGGCUCUUUCUCCAUUAACAAGCUCUCCUCUGGGUGCAUGAGACAUAGCAUUUCCUGACCUGGACUCCCCAACUGCAGUGGGAUUGCCUUCCCACUUGUGUAACCCAGGGUGAUGGUUUGAGUGGCUCUAUCUGCACUCUAAGCAGACUCUCUGAAAAAUAAUUCAUAGAUUUAUGUCUUAGUCUCUACCCCUUGAAACAUUUACCACAUGAAAAGCCCAUGGAUUGAUCCAUCAAUCAACCAAUCCAUAAACAUUUAUUAAACACCUGCUGUAUGUGCCAGGCACUGAUGUAAGCACAGGACUAACUACAUGUGCACCAGUGUGCCCUUCCCUUGGAUUGGAAUUUAUACCUAGAGGUAUGAACUAAUUCCCUCAAAAUCAUAACUGCAAGUUAUCUGACAGGAACCCAGUCCCACUUAGGUUUCCUGAUCUUGCUUUU